This is a messenger RNA of Stereum hirsutum FP-91666 SS1, 3332 nucleotides long. RefSeq names its product cytochrome P450. The record is from RefSeq and is a predicted model, not a curated record. The coding region runs from base 1 to 1488 and encodes 495 amino acids. The transcript has 13 exons. NCBI's taxonomy places the organism in Eukaryota, Fungi, Basidiomycota, Agaricomycetes, Russulales, Stereaceae. Gene Ontology annotation, molecular function: monooxygenase activity; heme binding; iron ion binding.
AUGGAGCGUCGGGGGGGGGGGGGGUAUUUUGAGGAUCAAGGUGUUAGUGGUGAUCCUGCGCUCGAUGCCAUUCCUACUAUAGGAUGGUCCACACCAGGCUUAUCAUACCUAAGUGCUAUCAGGUUUAUAUUCCAAGGAAAGUCGAUAUUGGAUGAGGGGUAUGACAAGUACAAGGACUCUCUCUUCAGGAUCCCAAUGAUCGACCAUUGGUCAGUUGUGGUCAAUAGCCCAAAACUCAUCGAUGAGCUGCGAAGAGCACCAGAUGAUCAUCUCGACUUCAACGAGGCCGUUGUCCGCUCAAUCGAAGCUUUUUUUACACUUGGACCUUCCGUAGUCAAAAACGACUAUCACACUGGGGUUAUCCGCUCCACAUUGACACGAAAUCUUGUCAAACUCUUUCCAGUCAUUCGCGACGAGAUCAGCAGUGCUUUUUCCGAGAUCAUCCCUACAGGGGUCAACGAUGAGUGGGUAAAGGUACCCGCCAUAGACUCGAUGCUGAAGAUUGUCUGCCGGACCAGCAAUCGUAUCUUUGUUGGCCCUCAGAAAUGUCGCGAUCCAGACUGGAUCGCUUUAAACUCUCAGUUUACCAUCGACGUGAUAACCUCGGGCUUGAUCAUCAAUCGAUUUCCUGACUUUUUGAAGCCGAUCGCAGGACGAAUAUUCAGCAAGCUUCCAUCAAGCCUCAGGCGAGCGGAAGGGCAUAUUAGGCCUCUGGUCGAAGAACGUCGUCGUAUGAUGGAGGAGCUGGGAGACAGCUGGACAGACAAGCCUAACGACAUGCUGAUGUGGCUGAUGGAAACCGCAGUGGGCGAAGAGAAGACUUUACAUUGCCUGGCAGCUAGGCUUUUGACUGUCAACUUCUCAGCUAUGCACACUUCGUCUAUGAGCUUCACGCAGGCGCUUUAUCAUCUUGCAGGCAACCCAGAAUAUAUGCAACCCCUUCGAGAAGAGGUCGAGUCGAUCGUAGCUACACAUGGUUGGUCCAAGGAUUCAUUGAACAAGAUGCGCAAGAUCGAUAGUUUCAUGCGAGAGUCACUGCGUUUCAACGGUCUCGGUCUACUGGUCAUGUCCCGAUACGUUCGCAGGCCUUUCACAUUCUCUAAUGGUAUCACCGUGCCUGCGGGAACUGUUCUCGACUGUCCAGUCUCUGCUAUCCACCACGAUGAACAAUACUUCCCUGACGCCGACGUGUUCUCUCCCUUCCGGUUCUCAGACAUGCACGAGGAUGAAGGUGAAAGCUUGAAGCACCAGAUGGUCUCCACCGCUUUGUCGGAUUCCUCUCCAUUUUUGAGCUUUGGUCACGGCCGCCACGCAUGUCCCGGCAGAUUUUUUGCGGCCAAUGAGCUGAAGGCUAUGCUCGCACACAUAGUGACCGAAUACGACGUCAAGUUCGAGGACGGUGCUCCGCACCCCGAGAACACAAUCAUCGGGUCUACUGUCGUGCCCGCGAAUGCGAAUGUUCUAUUCAGGAAGAGACAGGGGGCGUGAUCCGAGAUGUGCUGACUCUUUCUUUAUCCCCUUGUACCCGCUAAUCCUUGCUGCGAAGUAUAAUGUUCCUCGGUGGCCUCUAGGCCCGACAUUCCAUUCUGCAUGUGGUAUAGGACUCGGUCUAAAUGUAUGUAAAAGCGCAGAAUGCUCAUUACAAGGCAGCCACGUUCUCCAGCAACACCUUCACCCUACCGACCACAUCAUGCGCAACCUGCGCCUCUAUGCCGUCCUCUUGCCAAGUUCCCACAACACACAUGUCUCCGCCUUUAACACUACAAGCAGAGAACGCAAUGACCGGUCCAACGACGUUCGCGCUCUGUGAUAACAUCAUCCUAGAGAUCGUCCACCUCUGCUCCUUCGUCUUCAACCCACCAUCAACAAGGCCGACAUUAGAAACUUCGAAUGUCGGAUUUCUCUUCUGCCCAAGGUAACCCUGGAUUAACCCACGUAUGUCCCGCACAUAGCGUAACAGCCCCAUCGUCGAAUUCUGCAUCCCCUUCUGUAUCUUCAUCUCCAAUUUGCCUUUGACCUCUCUCGCCACACUCCACACCGCUUUCCAAUCCAGCAUGACCUCUCCAUUCGGGUCGAAGAUCACGUCCUUGUUACUAGUGGACCCAGACGGAGGACCGACGGGGAUGUCAGAGCGAGCGAAGAGAUGUUCAGUAGCCUCGAUGAAUACACCCAUCUGACUAUCGUACUCGCCACUGCCGCCGCCCGUUUUGUGACCCAUGAACCGUCUCGCAUUCAUCGCACAUACGCACUUCAGCUUCUGGGCCUCAGAGUUUCCGCUAGCUGCCAGGUACUCGAAGAAUGCGACGGAUAUCAAAGUCUCUAACAGCGCCGUCAUCGACGUUUGGUUCUUCCUGCACUGUUUUGGGAGCGCGGCGGCCGUGCUCGCGUCGAGAACGAAAUGCGACAUUUGAGUCUGAACCUUGUAUGGGCCUAAACUUGGUCCGCCAAUACGCUUCGAGGGGUCCUCUUCGAGAGGCGUGUCGGGAACGAAUACGGGACGUCCGGUCCAUAAGGAGCGAGGAGGGCGAAAAAAUAAUGGCCCGAAGAUAGCUUUAAGGAGGGUGAGCCACGAGACCGACAUGUCGAUAAUGUUCUCCAUGGGAGGAAGGAAAGGGACAUCUGUACGGACGUCUACCACGGGACUCGAGGACGUCUCCGCAGGUGCUCCUUCCGCAGAGUUCAAGGCUGCUAGCAAGCUCGAAUGGAAGAUCUGAGCGCUGCCGCCGUCCGCAACGGAAUGAUGAAUGAAAAGUGCGAUGUCCACUCCGGGAUUGCUAGGGACAGCCUCCGAGGCGGAAUCUGAAGGCGUCUGCGAAUUUCGCCAGUGGAGAGGAAGGAGAACGAUGAGUCUCCACAACGGCAACUCGCCCAAGCGUUCGAACUGCCUCGAGUGAUGUUUCUUCGCGACACGGUCUAUUUCCUGCUCGCGAUAUUCCACAUUGUCGGUUGAUUCCGGGAGCUCCGAGAACGAAACGACGCUGUCGAGGUCGAUGCGGCGUAAACGAACGAAUUGCGGCUCCGCAGUUGACUCGCCGACCAAAGACACGCUCAACGAAGGGUGCUGGUCUAUAAUUUUCCUGAGCGCGGGAUAUAUGUAUGCUUUCAGAGCUUCAAGCGAGCUCGCAGGUCCAGGACUAGUAUUACCAGCAUCUGGCAAAGUGGAGGAUGGUGGGUGGUAACGUGCUGUCAUUCCUACAGCGUGGUAGAACCCAAGGGAGUGCCGGACAGUGGACCAUUUUUCGAGAGGACUUGGAUAUCUGAGGAAUAUGGAGUCUUCAGCUGCAACUGCAUUCGAUGACUCAGACAUGCUGCUCGUGGACUCCUCGACGUUC